AUUUUUAAAUUCCUAUAUAUAAUAGAAUUCUCCAAACCCCCAAUACCCAAAAGCAGAGACCCCUUAUUCCUCUUCUUCUUUUCCUUCUCUUAGAAAUAGCACAAAACCGUCGUUGUUUAGCUGAUAUUUUCACGCAAAAGGGGAAAAAACCCAUAAUGUCUCGUAUUGUAGCCGAAAAUAUAUCGUCGGAUAAUAAUAAUAAUUCUUCCCAGUUUUUCCCUCACUCAAUGGAGCUUAUUGCCGGUGAAUUCUCAGCCGCUACUGGAGCUUCUCAAACGCUUGGGCAAUUACUUAAACGCGUCGGCGAUGUACGGAAAGAAGCCACUGGCGACGAAACUCCGGUCCAUGAAAUCCUUGUCGACGACACUGAGCGGCGGCCGAUGCCAUUUGUUCUUUCCUUUAACUACCUUACUUAUAGUGUGAAGGUUCGUCGCAAGAUGCCCAUGCCGGGGUUCCUGAGACGGAGGGACAGAAGCGCCGCCGCUUCCGUUGUCUCCGGAAACCCACUUGAUGGAGAUAGUUUUUUUACCAGAACGAAGACGUUGCUUAAUGAUAUCUCCGGGGAGGCUCGAGAUGGAGAGAUACUAGCCGUGCUUGGAGCGAGUGGGUCUGGGAAAUCGACACUCAUCGACGCUUUAGCUAAUCGAAUAGCUAAAGGGAGUUUGAAAGGGAAUGUGACUUUAAACGGCGAAGUUUUGGAGUCGCGAAUGUUGAAAGUGAUUUCAGCUUAUGUUAUGCAAGAUGAUUUGCUGUUCCCAAUGCUUACUGUCGAAGAAACCUUAAUGUUUGCUGCCGAGUUUCGGCUUCCUCGGACUUUGUCCAAAUCCAAGAAGAAAAUGCGAGUUCAAGCUUUGAUUGACCAAUUAGGCUUAAGAAACGCAGCCAAAACUGUUAUUGGUGACGAAGGUCAUCGAGGGGUUUCCGGGGGAGAGCGUCGUCGUGUAUCUAUUGGAAUUGAUAUAAUUCAUGACCCCAUUAUUCUGUUCUUGGAUGAGCCUACAUCAGGGCUUGACUCGACCAGUGCUUUCAUGGUGGUGAAGGUUUUGCAGAGGAUUGCUCAGAGUGGAAGCAUUGUUAUAAUGUCAGUUCAUCAGCCAAGUUAUCGAAUUCUUGGAUUGCUUGACAGAUUGAUAUUUUUGUCUCGUGGGCAAACUGUUUACAGUGGUUCACCGACGAGUCUGCCGUUAUAUUUCUCCGAAUUUGGGCAUCCUAUACCGGAGAACGAGAACAGAACUGAGUUUGCUCUCGACUUAAUCAGGGAACUCGAAGGAUCUCCUGGAGGAACAAAAAGUUUGGUUGAAUUCAACAAGUCAUGGCAAAGCAUGAAGUAUACAAGAGACUCUGAGCCAGACCGGCUCGGUUUGUCUCUAAAAGAAGCAAUUAGCGCCAGCAUUUCUAGAGGUAAACUUGUUUCAGGUGCUACCGAUGAUGUCAGUUCAACUUCCAUGGUUCCAAGAUUUGCAAAUCCCAUUUGGAAAGAAAUGUUGGUUCUGUCAAACAGAUCAAUCUUGAAUUCGAGGAGGAUGCCAGAGUUGUUCGGUAUCCGAUUGGGAGCUGUUUUGGUGACGGGGUUCAUUUUAGCAACGAUGUUUUGGCAGCUUGAUAAUUCACCAAAAGGGGUACAAGAAAGACUAGGGUUUUUCGCUUUCGCCAUGUCAACGACGUUUUACACUUGUGCCGACGCUCUCCCAGUUUUUCUCCAAGAAAGGUACAUUUUCAUGAGAGAAACUGCUUACAAUGCUUACAGGAGAUUAUCUUAUGUUAUAUCAAAUGCUUUGGUAGCUUUACCGGGACUAAUUUUCCUCUCAUUUGCUUUUGCGGCGACAACCUUUUGGGCAGUAGGCCUUGAUGGUGGAUUUUCAGGAUUCCUAUUCUAUUUCUUAAUCAUGUUUGCUUCAUUUUGGUCUGGAAGUUCAUUUGUCACAUUUCUAUCUGGUGUUGUUCCACAUGUGAUGUUAGGGUACACAAUAGUUGUUGCUAUUUUAGCCUAUUUCUUGCUCUUCAGCGGCUUCUUUAUCAACCGUGACCGAAUCCCGGCCUAUUGGAUUUGGUUCCAUUACUUAUCCCUAGUCAAAUACCCUUAUGAAGCAGUUUUACAAAACGAAUUUGAUAAUCCCACAAAAUGUUUUGUGAGAGGGAUUCAGAUUUUUGAAAAUACACCACUUGGAGCUGUUCCAGGCCCCAUGAAAGUGAGAUUGUUGCAGUCAUUAAGCAAUACUUUGGGAAUGAGGAUUACAAGCUCCACAUGCUUGACAACAGGAGUUGAUAUUUUAAAACAAGAGGGGAUAACAGAUUUGAGCAAAUGGAAUUGCUUGUGGAUUACUGUGGCUUGGGGUUUCUUGUUCAGGAUUUUGUUUUACUUCUCUUUGUUAUUGGGAAGCAAAAACAAGAGAACAUGAAAAAAAAUGGUGAGAAAUUAAGACAGCGGUUGGUGUAAGGACGUUAUUUGUGUGUUUCUUUAUGUUUUUUAGUUUAACUUCUUCAAUUGGAUUUGUUAAAAGAUGAGUUGAUCAGAUUCUGGUGUAAAACUGUU
This is a messenger RNA of Durio zibethinus, 2533 nucleotides long. Its product is annotated as ABC transporter G family member 6-like. Gene Ontology annotation, cellular component: membrane. Gene Ontology annotation, molecular function: ATP binding; ABC-type transporter activity; ATP hydrolysis activity. Lineage: Eukaryota; Viridiplantae; Streptophyta; Magnoliopsida; Malvales; Malvaceae. Gene Ontology annotation, biological process: transmembrane transport. The record is from RefSeq and is a predicted model, not a curated record.